This is a messenger RNA of Cryphonectria parasitica EP155, 1642 nucleotides long. RefSeq lists its product as uncharacterized. The transcript is spliced from 6 exons. Gene Ontology annotation, biological process: transmembrane transport. Gene Ontology annotation, molecular function: transmembrane transporter activity. The coding region runs from base 1 to 1470 and encodes 489 amino acids. The record is from RefSeq and is a predicted model, not a curated record. NCBI's taxonomy places the organism in Eukaryota, Fungi, Ascomycota, Sordariomycetes, Diaporthales, Cryphonectriaceae. Gene Ontology annotation, cellular component: membrane.
AUGGCCUCUGAGAAGGACGAGGCUGAACGGGGACAAUUUGCGACAGACAAAUAUGGACACUCCCUCGUGCAUUUCGACCCAAAGGUUGAGUCCAAGCUGAGACUCAAGAUCGACUUCAUGAUCGUGCCUACUGUGUCUAUAUUAUAUCUGUUCUGUUUCAUCGAUCGUGCCAAUAUUGGCAAUGCGCGGCUGGCGGGACUCGAGAAAGACCUCGGACUAGUAAAGAACGAUUACAACGCGCUCUUAUCUAUAUUCUACAUCAGCUACAUUCUCUGCGAGAUCCCCUCAAACAUCGUAUGCAAAUGGAUCGGGCCGGGCUGGUAUCUGCCGUCGAUGGCGCUCGGCUUCGGCAUCUCGUCGCUGGGCACCGCCUUUGUGAAGAACCAGGCGCAGGCAUCCGGCGUGCGGUUCGUCCUUGGGGUUUUCGAGGCUGGCAUGAUGCCGGGUAUUGCGUACUAUCUAUCAAGAUGGUAUCGUCGCAGCGAGCUGGCUUUUCGCCUCUCGCUGUACAUCGUGAUGGCACCGCUAGCUGGCGCCUUUGGUGGCUUGCUGGCCUCGGCUAUCUUGAGACUGCCUCACUUUGGCGGCCUGCACACGUGGAGGAUGAUAUUCGCAAUCGAGGGGAUUAUCACUAUAGGCUUGUCUCUCAUCUCGUUUUUCACCCUCACGGACCGACCCGAAACAGCACGCUGGCUCAACCAGGAGGAAAAAGACCUCGCCAUCGCCCGCGUCAAGUCCGAGCGCGUCGGCCAGACCCGUGUCCUCGACUCGAUGGACAAGAAGAAGCUCCUGCGGGGCAUCCUCAACCCCAUCACCCUCUCGACCGCCUUCGUCUUCCUGCUCAACAACGUGACGGUCCAGGGCCUGGCCUUCUUUGCGCCCACCAUCGUCAAGACCAUCUACCCGCACGCCUCGACCGUCACGCAGCAGCUCUACACGGUGCCGCCUUAUGUCGUGGGCGCCUUCUUCACCGUUCUGGUUCCUCUUCUCAGCUGGAGAUUCGACAGGCGGCAGGUAUUUAUGAUUUGUUCUGGGCCGCUCGUGAUGGCCGGGUACAUCAUGUUCCUGGCCAGCGAGAACCUGCAUGUUCGUUACGGCGCGACGUUCCUGAUCACGUCGGGCGCCUUCAUGCUCGGUGCCCUUACGAAUGCCCAGGUCAGCGCCAACGUUGUCAGUGACACGGCAAGGAGCAGUGCGAUUGGCACCAACGUGAUGGUGGGUAACAUCGGAGGACUGAUUUCGACCUGGAGCUUCCUGAGCUGGGACGGGCCCGACUACCAUAUUGGCAACGGCCUGAACCUCGCCACGUCCUCUUCUGUUCUGAUUAUUACCACUUUGACCCUCAUCUGGAUGAAGAGGGACAACAAGAAGCGGGAUAAUAGGAGUAUUGAAGAAGAGCUGGCUGGUCUUUCGCCGGAAGAGGCUUCGGAUCUGGACUGGAAGCAUCCUGCUUUUAGGUGGCGGCCAUAAGGUCUAGUAUGAGGCCUCGUCAGGGAUUCCAGAGAGGUUUCCUACUGAGAAACGAUCAACGAUUGUAUUACUCCUACUCGAUUCAUACGUGUAGACUUUUGUGUCAGGAGUUUUGGUGGAUAAAGCCAGAUUAUUACCUCGAGGUCACUUUGAAUGAUAAUGCAGAAUUAUG